UAUCAGCAGGCAUUAUUUGCACUAGAGUACACCCAGCAUAAAACCCUUGCAAUGCGUCUAAACCACACUUCGUUAGGUAAAACACCUGUCGGCCAAAUAUUAAAUAUCAUGUCCAAUGAUGUUAAUAGAUUUGACGAGUUUGCGUUCACAGUUCAGGCCCUAUUCGUGGCGCCCAUACAGUCGGUGCUAAUCAUAUACUUAUUAUGGGAGCACUUGGCGUACGCCUGUCUGUCCGGUCUGGCGGUUAUACUGCUAUUCAUACCAUUCCAGGGCCUAAUGGGACGUAUGUUUCAAACGGUUAGACGCAAAACCGCUCACUUGACCGACACUAGGAUUAGGCUUAUGAACGAAAUUAUAGCCGGCAUGAGAGUGAUCAAGAUGUACGCCUGGGAGAUGCCCUUUCAGCACCUGGUGGUCGACGCACGCGAACAAGAAGUGCAACGAAUCAGACACUCGUCGCUAUUGAAAGCGGUAAACCUGUCGCUAUAUUUUGUCACAUCGCGGCUCAUAUUGUUUGCCUGUUUCGUGACGUAUGUCUAUAUGGGUGGCCAGUUGUCGGCGCGGGCCGUGUUUGUGACCAUGGCCUUUUUCAAUAUAUUGCGCACAUCGCUCACCAAAUACUUUCCACAAGCCGUCGCCUCCAUGGCUGAGAUGAUGGUUGCAGUACGCCGUAUACAGGAUUUCUUACUACUCGAAGAAUAUAAGAAACUAAACGACAAAUCGAUGUCCGAAGCAAUCGAUGGUAAUGAAGAGGAGAUACCGAUGGAUGAGAUGAUUGUCGCCGACGAAGACAUUGGCGUUUCUAUGAAUGAAAUGACUGUCCGCUGGAAUAAUGAUAUGACUGAACCCACGCUUCGGGACAUUAGUCUGAGUGUAAAACCCGGAGAACUACUGGUCGUUAUCGGAGCGGUGGGCAGCGGAAAGACAUCGUUAUUGAUGUCAAUACUGAACGAGUUGUCGCUAGUGUCGGGUCGGGUGGUAGUGAGGGGUCGGGUGUCGUACGCGCCGCAGGAGUCGUGGGCUUUCAUAGCGAGUGUUCGACAGAAUAUUCUGUUUGGCUCUCAAUAUAACGAAGAGAAAUACAAUCGAGUGGUGAAGGCGUGCGCUUUGGACCGGGAUUUCGCACUCUUCCCAUACGGCGACCGGACUCUAGUCGGCGAGAGAGGGGUAUCAUUAAGUGGGGGCCAAAAGGCGCGCAUAAGUCUGGCCCGGGCUCUGUACCACUCGGCAGACAUCUACCUCUUGGACGACCCCUUGAGCGCUGUGGACACACAUGUGGCCAAACAUUUGUUCCGAAAAGCCUGUGUCGAGUACUUGAAAGACAAGUGCCGAGUGCUGGUCACCCAUCAGAUCCAGUUCGCCAAAGAGGCCGAUAAGAUACUGAUCCUAUCGGAGGGCCGGCCCGUGGCCUUUGGCUCCUACCAGGAGCUGCUCGAUCGGGGCGUUAGCCUCGAGACAUAUAUCGCCGACAAUAUGAAAAUACUUGACCCGAAAAACCAUAACAACAGCGCCGGCGGUCGACACCGGACCCAAUCCUACUCGCCAUCGAUGGUGAGCAGCGGCGCCGGUAGUAUCGCCGGCUGUGGCGGUGGCUCCGAACCCGAGCCCAUACACACCGUCGGUGUGACCAUCGAUGAGACGGACGUCGGGCCCGAAGUGGCGGCUGAGGCCAAACAGACGGGCGGUAUUGAGUCGGGCCUAUACUGGGAGUAUACGCGCGCCGGCGGCGGACCGGCGCUCAUAUUUACCACGUUUUCGUCGAUUAUCAUCUCUCAGGCCUUAUAUAAUGGCAGCGACUUCUGGCUCACCAUAUGGACAAAUAACACCCGGAAUACUAUAGGCGCUGCGACUAAUACCACGUUUUAUGUGAUGAUAUACUCGGCACUAAUCGGCGGCCUAUUUAUCACAUCACUGGUCAGAACGACCACAUUCUUUGUCAUGUGUACGAAGGCCUCCAUAACACUGCAUAAUAGGAUCUUCCUAUCGGUUCUCAGAGCGCCGUCCCAUGUGUUUGACAGCCAACCCAUCGGGCGUAUACUAAAUAGGUUUACUAAAGACACCGGAAUUGUGGACGAGUUGUUGCCGUCGACAGCCUUUGAUCUGCAAAUGUUAACGAUAAUGUUUCCAAAAAACAUAUACUGUAUGCCUUACCCGACAGCCCGGAGCCCGAUAUACUCACACGUAAACACCAGUCUAUCGGGUCUGACGAGUGUCCGCACGUUCGGAGCCGAGCGGGCGUUUGAGCGCCAGUUUGACGAUCACCUCAACGAUAAUACCGGCGCUUACUUUCUGUUCAUAUGCACCGGUCGUGCCUUCGCUAUACUUAUGGACUGGAUUUGCAUCUUAUAUAUCAUUGCCGUCACUGCAUUCGUUAUGGCCUAUCCAGACGUGAUGGAUGGCGGCGGUGUGGGAUUAGUUAUAUCAUCAGCAAUAACCCUAACCGGGCUGACACAGUAUGGGGUGAAAUGCUCGGCCGAUCUCGAGUCCUACAUGACUGCUGUCGAGCGUAUGCUCGAGUACUCACGCAUUAAGCCCGAGGCGGCGCUCGAGUCCACUCCGGACCGUAAACCGCCGCCGGAUUGGCCCCAAACGGGUGACAUCGAGUUCAACGACAUGAGCCUCCAGUACGCCGACUGUCCGCACAAAGUGCUCAACGGUCUCAACGUUAGCAUCAAAGGCGGCGAAAAGGUGGGUGUCGUGGGCCGGACGGGCGCCGGCAAGUCAUCACUUAUAGCCGCACUCUUCAGACUCACGGAACCGGAGGGACAGAUACUCAUAGACGGGGUGGACAUCGGAUGCAUUGGUUUGCAUGACUUGAGAAGUCGCGUAUCGAUCAUACCUCAGGAACCGGUGCUCUUCACGGGUUCGGUGCGCAAAAAUUUGGACCCAUUUGGCGACCAUCGCGACGAAGAUCUGUGGGCAGCGCUCGCGGAGGUACAGCUCCGGGAUGUGGUUCAAGCGAUGUCCGGCCAAUUAGACGGACAGGUGAGCGAAGGGGGCGCUAAUAUGAGUGUAGGUCAGCGCCAAUUGGUAUGUCUGGCGAGAGCUAUACUACGAGACAAUCGGAUACUAGUGUUAGACGAGGCGACCGCUAAUGUCGACCACAGAUUGUUGUGGACACCAAUUGUAGAUCGUAAUAAUAAAACUAAUAUGUAUAUGCAAAACAACUAUGCCAACUAUUCAAAUCAGGGCUGGCUUCAACUCUCGCAAGAGAGGUCUGUAUCAUCGUCGGAAUCACUGAUAGUAAUGAGCGGCAUAACAGUAGGAUUGACACCACCACAAAUUCGGAUUGCCACCACCACAAACAGUCGGAUUGCCAACAACUGUGUGAUGAUUAUAUAA
This is a messenger RNA of Medioppia subpectinata, 3342 nucleotides long. NCBI's taxonomy places the organism in Eukaryota, Metazoa, Arthropoda, Arachnida, Sarcoptiformes, Oppiidae. The record is from the annotation of a GenBank genome assembly.